Messenger RNA from Stylophora pistillata, 1958 nucleotides. RefSeq lists its product as uncharacterized. Gene Ontology annotation, cellular component: nucleus. NCBI's taxonomy places the organism in Eukaryota, Metazoa, Cnidaria, Anthozoa, Scleractinia, Pocilloporidae. Gene Ontology annotation, molecular function: ubiquitin protein ligase activity. Gene Ontology annotation, biological process: protein ubiquitination; ubiquitin-dependent protein catabolic process. The record is from RefSeq and is a predicted model, not a curated record.
AUGCGCAACAGUUAUUCAAACGGUUGGACCCAACAUUCUGUAACCGGUAAUAGCAGGUCCCCUCCACACUGGAGUGUCCCCCGUUUGCGGGCUCCACAAAGAUGUGGGUUGAUGCUGGAGGACGCACAACCCAGGGGGUUGGGUCCACGGUACGGAGAUCCAAUGCUGGCAAAUUACCAACCUGUGAUACAAAUGGCGGGACAGUUCCCCUACGCCAGUGGCUUCAGCCAAACGAGCUUUUCAAGUUUUGGUGACUUUUAUGCAGGGAAUGGGACUCAGACAACAUCACCUUCACUCGGAGUCAGUCCUCUGGCGCCCGCUGUGAGAUAUCCAGCGGUUACCAUACCAAAUUCCAGGAUAAAUGUUCCGACCACGACUUCGCAAUACUCUUUAAGUUCGAUGUCUGCAAGUUUCCCUCUAGUUACUUCCACCAAUAUUGUGUUUAAUAGAGGGUAUAGAGAUACCCAAGAAAAAGGUGGCUUAAACUCAUCAGAUCUGGGUGAUUCAGAGAGACAGGAAGAGAGAUUACGGAACCAUGACCUUUUCAGUGGUCAUCAGGAGGGUUCAUUUGCGUCACUAUCGCUUAGGGAUCCUUUACUGGUUUCUCUUGAACAACAAGUGGCUGAAAUCGAUAGAGUUCUUAAAGAGCGAGAAGAACGGACCAAAAGGCAGAGAGAAGCAGCGCAAAGACAUAAGGAGAUAAGGGAAACGAGGCAAAGAGAGGCAAGAGAAGGAAAAGAGAGAGAAGAAAGAGAAAUGAGAGAACAAGAGGAGAAAGAAAGGAGAGAGAGGGAACAGAGAGAAACAAGAGAAAGAGAAGAGAGAGAAACGAGAGAGAGGGGACUGAGAGAAAUGAGAGAAAGAGAAGAGAGAGAAACGAGAGAGAGGGAACUGAGAGAAAGAGAAGAGAGAGAAACGAGAGAGAGGGAACUGAGAGAAAUAAGAGAAAGAGAACAAAGAGGAACGAGAGAGAGAGAGGAUGGAGAAAUUAGAGAAAGAGAAAACAGAGAAGGAAUGGAGAGAGAAUUGGGUUGGCGAAGAGAAGGAGAAACAAGGGAGACAGAAGAAAUAAUAGUAGAAGGGAACCAACCAAUUCAGGAGACUCCUCUAUGGCAGUGUGAACAUUACCAGCGGAGAUGUAGUGUCAAGUUUCCAUGUUGCGGAGCGUUUUAUCCGUGCCACCGCUGUCACAAUUUAUCGGGGACAUGUCCUGCUGAUGAUAAGAAGGCACAUCAUGCGACACAUGUCAAAUGCGGAAAUUGCGGACGCGAAGAAGAGAUAAAUGAAGGGAGUCAAACCUGCAGACGUUGUGGCGUAAAAUUGUCAGAAUAUUUCUGCCCAAAGUGUAAGCAUUUUACGGGAGUUGACAAGAACCCCUUUCACUGUGCGAAGUGUGAAAUCUGCCGCAUUUACAAGGACAGAUCCUUUCACUGUGACGUGUGCAAUGUUUGCUUGAACAAGGGACUGGAGGGAAAACACAAAUGUCGGCCGAAUUCAGGACAUGACGAGUGUUGCAUCUGUUUGAAGGACGCGUUCAGCAGAUGUCAGAUCUUGCCAUGCUCUCACAAGGUUCACAGGGAGUGUGCUAUUGCAAUGAUACAGAAUGGCGUACGUAAUUGCCCAAUAUGCCGCCACCCUCUGUAUGGUCAGCUCCAGCAGUAACUUCUUUGACUCUCAAAACACAAUGAUCCAAGCCAUGAUGGUGAUCUUAGAAGAAUUCUUCACUAACGAGUGCCGGUUUAAAUAAUAGCAUCAAGAAGUUUGUACUUUGCGGGCGGUUGCUCGCUAACGUUUCAUCUGAUACUAACAAGUUUAAGAAAAUGAGAAAAACGCCUUUAAUUAAUUAUUUUGUACUAAUUUUAAAUCAGUGCUGACAGGAAAAUGAGCGGAAUAUUUAUACCAAGCUGCAGAUAUAUCAGAAAGUUAAAGUAUAUACCUUCCAGAUAAGAAAAAAAAAA